AUGCAAGUAUUCUUUCCGAUGUGUUGGGAUGGAGUCAACUUGGAUAGUCCCGAUCACAGGUCUCAUAUGGCGUAUCCUACAAGAUACAACAGCGGAGAUUGUCCUUCAUCACAUCCAGUUCGUCUUGCUGGAGUCUUCUAUGAGGCUUUCUAUUCUGUGGACCAAUUUCCUCAUGGUCAAGGAACUCAGCCUUUCGUUCUCGCUAGCGGUGAUCCAACCGGUUAUGGUUUUCAUGGCGAUUUUGUUAAUGGCUGGGACACUGAUGUGAUGGCUGCUGCGAUCGCCAACGACACCUGCAGCGUCGAAAACACGAAUUACGGAAAUAACCCCGAAAAAUGCUUGCCUCUAAAGCCUUUUGUGAAGGCAAGAAAUGACGAUAGUUGCGAGUUGGCAGUGCCUGUUCCCUUGACGGAAAACAUCGGUAUGGUCGAAACCAUCGAUAGACUUCCUGGAUGUAAUCCUAUUACAUACAGCAAUGCCGCCCCGUGUACAGAUGGGGCCGCUCCAAGUACCAUGAAUAACGCUGUGUUAGCCAAUGCCUCCACUGUAGCUCCGAACUAUCGUCAAGUGUGGGGUGUUGGAUGGGCUUCUCAAGGGCGUACCAUUCGAAACGCCGAACAUCUUAUUCUUCCGACAAACCAAGUUAUCAGCUACACAGUUAAACGUAACAAAAUGCUUCGUAUCAAAUCUAACACCGUCAAUGAGUCCAAAUAUGUGCCUUUCAAAUCAGUCUCGGUUGACACAAAAAUUCGCUCAUUUUGUGCUGAUGUUACUAUCACACAAUUAUUUCAAAACGAUGAACAACAACCGAUUGAGGCUGUGUAUUGUUGCCCAAUCGAGGAGAAUGCCGCCAUUUAUUCAUUUCUGGCCAAAGUUGAUGAUCGAGAAAUCCGAGCUCACCUGAAAGAAAAGAAACAAGCUCAACAAGAGUAUUCGCAAGCUCUUCAGCAGGGACACGGAGCAUAUUUGGUAGAACAAGGUGAACAAUCCCAAGAUAUGUUUCUUAUUAAUGUUGGUGCGCUUCUACCACGAAUAUGCCAAAUAUAA
This is a messenger RNA of Didymodactylos carnosus, 1047 nucleotides long. The record is from the annotation of a GenBank genome assembly. NCBI's taxonomy places the organism in Eukaryota, Metazoa, Rotifera, Eurotatoria, Philodinida, Philodinidae.